AGCGAUAGCGUAUCACAGUGACAUUUCCCAGAGACCUUCAUAGCCUCGCUAACAGCAGGAUUAACGGUGUUAUUUUGCAGACUCAUUCACAUUUCUGUAAGAAUAAUUAAUGUUGCAAAACUUGUUGUCCUGAAGUUCUACGAUACUCACGGGAGAACUUGAAGAAAGUGGACAAAACCACAAUAGCAGAUUAUUUCAAACUCAAGAGGAGAUUUUGGCUGCAGGAACAAGCACAAGGUAAAGUUAACGAUCGAAACCGAAAAUGUUCAUAUGUUAUGCCCGAACAAGAUUUGAGAAAAUUGAAAAUACCGCCAAGAGCGUUCAUUUUGCUGUUUUUGCUAUACAACUUGAGAACGGGUAAACGAUUGUCAGUAGUGGGAGUCGAGGGCGCAAAUAAUCGAAGUACCUAGCAAGCCACUAUUCAGUUUUGUGCUCCACUAAGAACAGCUUAAAGUUGUUUCUAAAGUUAAUCGACUAUGUGAAUAAUACUUUUUAAAGAUUAUAGGCAAGCGAUAAUGUAAUAAGCAUAGGCACAGCGAGAGAGGGCCAGAGAUAACUUGUAAAGGUCAUAAUUAUAAUAUUGCAGAGUGGAACCUUGAUAUAACGAAGGGCCAUGGAACUGACAAAGUUUGUUCGCUAUACACGAGGUUCUUUUUCAUUUAUCUUACUAUCAGACUGGUGUAAAGAAAAUCGUUCGCUAUACCGUGGACGUCAUUAUAUAGAGUUUCGUUUUAGUCGAGGUUCCACUGUGGUGCAUAUCUAGAUACACCACUGAGUGAAUAAGAGUGAGUGGACGACAUUUAUGUCAAACAGGUAAAACUUAACUUAAAGUACUUUAAUUACUACAUCAGGAAUUUGUUUGGUCUUAAUUGAUAAAACUGUAGUAUAAAGAGCUCUCUCUUAAAAUGAAAUUAUAUACAGAGUUUCCGGCAUUUUAGCUCUAUUAUUAAAGACAAUCCUUUCUCCAUGGCCACGAAGUACUUGACACGUAUGUAAUCACGGUACAAUACAGCUAUAAAUAAUCGUUCGUUCCUUUGAACCUAAAAUUGAAACAGUUAAUACUUCAAAUUGAAGGUUUGAUUCCACUCGAAAAUACUCUUCUGAAACCGUUUUUCUUACGGUAGUUAAAAUCCCUUUUUUAAAAGCCGGUAUGGCCAGGUGGACGAAUACGGGGAACUGGCGGGUUGAUCCCACUAAGUGAGUUCUAUCGUUACAUCUUGAAGAAAAGUAUAAAUAUUAUCGAUCGAUCGGGUUUUACCUGUACAGGCAUGAAAGGCUGUACCCUCUUCUAGAAAUCGAAACCUUUCACUAUUAGGGGAUUUUACUGUACAAUAGCUGAAGUGAAUCCUUCCGAUGACCCGGUUAGGCAACCUUUAAACAACUCUUAAAUGGCAAUUAGCCCAAUAGUCCCUCCAUCAGUUGCGAUUUUUUUCCCAUAAUUUUUUGUGUUCGUGUCUUUAAGGAUAAAAAAUCCGCUAAUUACUUAAGAUAAUCUAUUAGUGGUAUCUAAUAUCCAUUCGAUUUGAGGCUGGCAUUAAGCAGAAAUUUUUCUAUGGUAAAAUACUUGCAACAACAUGUAUCGAAAUCUGAGGUUUGCAAGUAUCUUUCACGUGGUUGUGCGCGCGUUUUGAAAUGUUUAAAUAAAAGGAAGUUCGUCCGAAAAAAAAACCAUCACGAGGAAAAAUAGAUCAAAAUGGUGUAGAAGAUUUUUAACCAAAAUUCCUUAUUUCCUUAUGCAACUAAGGCUGGCAUCAUACUUAGAAUUUUCCCGAGGAUCAAAAAAGUUAAGUGUUCUAAUUAACUUUGAACUAUCGUUGAAAGCACUAAUUUUAUUCUAAUCAAGAAACUAAGCUUUAUCACACAUUUUACCAAAUAUAUUCUAUUCCGUCUCAACCAACAUUAUAAUGCUUACAGUGAAUGUCAAAACAAGCCUCACGUGGCAAUCUAGCUUUUCACCAUAAUCUUUCCUUCCUUACGUUAAUUCACGAUGUUUUUGUUGACAAAAUCCCUCGAAGUGGGCCCAAUUGCAAAGCUUAUUGCGCUUCAGUUUCCUGUAAGCUUUUCAAAUUUGACAAAAAAAUUUCAUUUGACUAUAUAUCAGUUUCCAAUUUUUGGCGGUCUGAUAUUUGGCACUGUUAUACGGUUAAUAUUCUGAGACCAACAAGUUUUAGCUUGCUUUUAGCAUAAGUAUAUACUUGUAAGGUUACAGGACGAAGCACAUUCCUGAGCACUGGGCGAAAAUUAGAAAUGGCCGCCCGGAAAUGUCAUUUUGAAGAUAGCAUUUUCAUCAUAGCCGUGUGGCUAUUUAGGAACUGGAUAGUUCCGAUAAGUAUUGGAAUUCUCUUUACAUCUAGCCGGCCAGUCCUGACAAAUGAUUAGCGACUAACGUCGGUAAUGUCACGUGACUGGGAGACAUCUCUGUGGAACAAGAACGUGAAUUGAUUGAAAGGCUCGUAAGCGUGGCACAGGUGACAUCCGUCUAAAAGUGUUUUCAUCUUUCAGCAUUCUUUUACCACUUGUCAUAAUUAGAUUUAUUCUUUUAAAUUUGUUAUACCUUUAAAGCGGAAAUCGCGUAAGCAAUACGUUUCCGUAGUCCGCACUUUAUACCCGAAACUGACAGUCAGCUAAUUAAAAGAACAUUCAGAUCAGAUGGGAGUUUUAGAGAAUCUGCCCUUCUACCACCAACCUUGUCGAUUAGCUUCGAUUAUCUGACAGACAAAUGGAAAUCUAACGACCUUAACACAUUCAAAAAGGUUUAAUCAGGUUCAAGAAAUUUACCUAAGUUUAAUGAAGAAUAAUUAAAUACAAACAAAAAUAUAGAAUUAAUUUCAUCUACAGUGGAUUAGGAUCACGAAUCACGAAAAGACUUAACUUCAAGAACACGCAAGCCACAAUGUAGAAACGUAAAAAUCCGUCGUUAUCAUCAAUUUCUUUUUCUGUCCUAUUUUCUAUCCAUUGCUUCAAAAUAUCUUGUAAUUAUUAAAAGAAAACAAACUUUUUGCCCAUGAAUCGAUAUUUCUCAACUUGACUUUUCAUGGUCGUUGUACGUUCUAAGCUGUUUUUCUUUGACAUUAAUUAGGAUUAUCUCUUUUAUUUAACUUCUGAACAGGUGAAUAAGUCUCUAGCUCCAUGAAAAACGACUGUGUCAACAGCAGAGUCUCUAUUUUGUCCGUGUGCUGUUUUUGUUUUUUCUUUUUUUUUUUCAUUGGGUACACCAUGCUUCAAUUUAUAUACAAAUGGUCGCGUCGAGCUAAAGCACGCAUCAUUUUAAAAAAAUAUAUAUAUCAGGCUUACAGAGGUCAUUUCCAUUCACGAACGGAAGUUCUGUCAUACGUGGACAAGACUGUUAGAAAAGCUUAAGCUUACUGUUUCAUCUGUGUACACGCUGACGAUAAAAGCACUAAUUGAAAGCACAAUGAAGAGUAAUAUUUGUAUUAUUGGUCAUUAAAAUACGACUUUGUAAAGUGAACUAUGUGUGUGUGUCAGGUGAGUACCUUCUUGUUCACACAAUACGAGACAGGUUGAAAAUAAAACCGGUCGAAUUCACUAAAUUCAAACUUUUUAGAGCGAUCCUUACAAAACAUUGUUCCGAAAGAACAAUUGUCAACAAAUCGCGCUUCUCUAUGGCUUUCCAAAACAGAUAUCAUGUCCGGGAAAACAGAUUGUUGCCUCUAGUUCCGUAUGAGCAAAACAAAGAAAACUAACUUAUAUUAACCCUACCCUGAUGAGGAGUAAGGUAGUCACAUGACCGGCUGAAACCAGCCAGGGUUCUUUCUCGAAGCAAGCUAGAGAGAGGACUUUGGGAACGAGGUUGCGACCGCCACCCUUAAAUGGUGACGUCAUAACCAAAGUUAUUGUCAAGUCCAUGGGCUACCAGAUUUUCUAACAAAUGUUUCUUUCCCUCCAGUUUUUCUAAUUUUAUAGCAACCAGCUUCUGAAGAGAACGCUGACGAAAAUUUACUUUAUGCAACAAUUUGUAUGAAAUCUACAAACGUUUUUAAAGCAUUUAGCCCGUACUUUUCAAAUCGAGACACCUUUACGAUACAAUGUCUUUAUAUUAAGAUUAGCCUUUGCUUUAGUAGUUCUAAUCGUAAAGGGUAUUGACAAUGUCUCAUUUUGCUUUGCCAAUUCCUUUGAAACACUCAAAAGUACUUGUCAUGUGGCCUGGUUGACAACGAAUCGAAUAACAGAACAAACCAGGGUUCUAUCUAGGAUUUAUCAUUUGGGGGAGAAGUCCUUAGUGGCCGAAGGCGACAAGCCUCUUAGAGGGGUCCUAAUCUGGUGUUCCUGUGACACAAAGGCGGAAAUUUUCGCGACUGCAAAUUAGCCGCCCUUUUUAAUUUUAUCAGGGGCACCUCGGCCCGGAAACUGGACUCCUUUCGACCCGAUUUCGUUUCCGUAAUUUUUCCGUAAGUGACAAACGCGCGGAUCCGUAAUCAAUGAUUACCUCUAGUUCAAGUACUAUUGCUUGACUGACGACAAAAUGGUGCAGAUUCCGCAGCUUAUCAUAUGUAGGAAGCUUAGCUUGCUAUACAACAUAGCUUUUCCUUAGGGGUGAAGAUAACCUUAAUUUAAAAUAGGCUGCCAUGGCUGAUGAUCCUAAUAAACACAAGAAUGGAACUGUCUUUAAAUGCAAAUUGACAAGAAGUUUGCGCUUUUGUGAAAUGCUAAACUAAACUUUGGAACAGACUUGCAGUAACCCGUACACCUAGGUCACAGAUCUUCGGAAUUCACAACUGGCUUUGCUGUUAAAUUAUUUAGGGUAACAAACUGAAUAAUGGGUGUUGAUCUUCAAAGGAAUCUGUUCAGUGACUUCCAAAAGCUAGCCGACCCGAACAGAUGCAAUUAAUUAUCAACCCUCUUUAGGUGCUAACAAAUUGCAAAUAUUUUUAACCCGGUUGAGAGGGGGGAGGGGGAGGGGGGGUUGGGGAUGGUGCCACUGUAGAGGGUACGGUUUUGUCCUAUAUCAUAAACAGGGUAAGUCUGUCCUUAACGUGGGGUAAUAAUAAACGAGGUGUUAAAUGAGAGUGUACGAACGUUUUGAUUUGCUUCAUGAAAUUUUGUUUGUACUUCAAGUAUACAAAAACAAUGACUGCUAUGCGGUAAAGUUUGCUCCAUUUCAAUUGCCAAAAAGACGAUCAUUUCGGCCUUUGUCUUAAGGCGAUAAAACUGAGGGUGUUGUCCGCAGCGGGGUAUGUAGCUUUAGGUUGCUUUUUGUCCCAAACACAGUCAAGAUUUCAAACCCUCAGCGGCUCAAUCACCUAUACCCACAUAUUGGGUAGAGCACACCCCCCCCCUCCCCUGCCGCCGAAUUUUUGGAUCAAUGCUUUACAUUUUUAGCUAAGGGUGGUUUUAGGCACUCCCUAUGUUAAUCUCUGUUCUUUAGAUUAGCUUUCGCUAAUGAUGAUUUUCUUUUUUUUUGGUUCUCUAUCAGGCUCUACCACAAGCUUAACUAGAACAAAUUAGUUGGCAUGUUACUAAAUGGUAUUAUUUUCUACUUAUCCCAAUAGAUCUUGGUGCUAUCCCAUUACCUGAAACACACAUCGGGAAGCUAAAAUCUGCUACUUCACAACUGCCGCCGAUCCGCCGAAGUUGGAACAUGAAGUUACACGCUUUGUUCCUUAUAACAAUUAUUGGCUCCGUUGAAUUUGAUUCAACCACUGGGUAAGCACUUGAGCUCUCGUGUUUUAAAUUAUUUAUUUUCAUAUUGGUAGAUUGAAUACUGCCUUUUUUUAAUCAUUCUUUCGGGCAAAGGGUAUGCCGCGCAGCGAAUCUGAGAUAAAUAUUAAGCAAAACACUAGAACUACAACGGUUUAAAUUUGACAAUCUAUGAACAAUCCAUAAAAUAAUCUACCAGAUUUUGCCGUUUUUAAGUGUUUGGUACAACCUCGUUUUGCCACUAUUUUAAUUCUUUUUGAUCGUGUUAAAGUCAAGUCUGACUUUAAAGGUCGUGCUAGAGAAGAGCCUUAUAGUUGAUUAGUAGAAAAAGCAUGAAUGAUUCGUUGUUCGUGUUUUUUUGUUUCUCGACUGAAUUCAGUAUAAAACUUACCUUACGCGUUUAAUCAAGUGUUCAAGUAAGGACAGAUCGUAUUCAAGUGGCAUAUUAGGUUCAGCCACAGUCACCAUCGUGAUACGAAAACCGUUUGUUAUUCAUCUUGUUGAUAUCGAUAAUUUAAUAUGCAGUUGCAUUGUAGUCUUUGAUGCCCCAAAAAAUAAAAAUCAUUUCCAUAAAAUUAAGUAUUAGUUUACACACUUGACUACAAAGUUCCGAGAACCAAUUGUUUCUGAAAGCAACAUUAGUCCCUUACCCUUUUCGAAAGCAGAUUUAAAAAUUAUGACUCAAUAUUUUUAAAAUAUUCUUAAACAAUGAAUAUAAUUUACGCUUUAUCUAAAAGUUGUCAAAUAAGAGUCAUAACUGCAUCUGAUGUUGCCUUAUUUAACUCUGCUUUUUGUCUUUCAUCUGUUUAGAGGGCAAAGUGAGGUAGACCACAGCAUACUCCAACAAAAGGUAUUAAAAAAUGUUAGUUACUCUAGUAAUUCUAAUUCAUAUUAAUCUCCCACACGCUUGAGAUAAACUGGUCUAAUGCAAGAUAUCCGGAAGCGCUGCGUCAUUAUUAUUAUUAUUUUUUACUCUUAAUUUUUCCAGGAAUACUUAAAUGCAUAUCUUUACCGACACCUAAAAUAUAGAUAGCCGCAGGAAAAAUUAAACUUUCAACUCAAAGGUUUUGUAUUUGAAGGAUUAUUGGUUGCAUCCUUAUUAGUUAAGAACAAGUAGAGAAACAGAAAUUAGGAAACGGAUAAGAAUUUUUGAUCCCACAAACGGGGCAAAACUACCACCCUGGUAAACGUCGACACCCUCUCGUACUUGCACUUGCUUAGAACAAAGAUACGUAUUGUUCGCUCAGCAUAAUCCGGUACGAAGAUAUGCGCUUUAAAAAGAUUGGGAUCAGGCUUAGGAUUAGAUCGGUCAUUUUACAAAUACUUAACACACAUUUCUUUGCGCGUACAGGGCAGUUAAUUUGUACCCCUGCUUAAACUUGAUACCAUAUAUGGGGCAGCCUCUGUUUCCCAGAGAGAAUGAUGGAGGCCUGCGAGGUUGUUCUAACUUUUUCUGUGGACGUAAUUCUACGCUUUGAUCGUUAGCAUGGCAACAUUUUGUUUCUUUGUCUUUGGCAUAAUGCAAAUUGAAAUUUGUCAGUUAUUAUGCGUGAUUGCUUGAUGGAUGUGUGAAAGUGUUCAGAUGAAGUCGGGUAUAAGUGCAGUUUGAAGCAAUGCAGUGAGUAAUAAUUUCAAAGAGGAUUUUAUUAACUAGGCCCCCUAAGCCCCCGUCACCCUUCGGGGGGGAAGGGGUUGUAUCGUGCACCUCCAGAUAUUGAGGGUUUAACAUUAACAGUCCUUUCAGUGAAACCCUUACUGCACAAACUGUUUAUAAAACACAUUACUGUCACGACAUGUUAUGUUUAAAAGACAACUUCUUUUAGUAUUGAAAGGAAUGUAAGGCCGAUUUUAUUUAACUUUAAUCUUAUUUAGGCAUAUCCACUGUUAUGGAAUAUUGUUAAGGCGGGAGGCCAUCGUGGAUUGCAAGAAUGUCAAAGGCAGUUCAAAAAUGAGAUUUGGAACUGUACACUAGACGAGAACAAGCCAGUGUAUAAAGAGCUCCCCAUUUUUGUUAAAACAACGUUACCUUAUGGUAAGGGUUAUUAAAGUACUUCAAAAUACUUUUCAUUGCCUUUUUUUUCAUAACUUUUCCCUUUUCUCCACGAAUUUUGCUGCCUAAGAAAAGUUUUAUGUGUCGCUUUCAAGUCGUCUUGAUAGGACACGAUAUGAUUGUUUUCACUGAGAAACAAUUUAUUACUGGAUAAUCAUUUAAGCAAUAAAAAACAUUUUCCAUGUUUGCAUAUAGCCUGGUAUAAAUUAAACACGAUACGGAUUGGGAGAAUUCGAGACAGUUAUGCAAACUCGACGAAGUCGGUACCAUUAUGGCGCGCACACAGCGAAAGAUCGUGAUGUCACAACUGUGUUUACAUACUCCGAUGAAAGCGCGUCUCUCGGCCAAUAAGAACGCGCGUACCAUCUUAGCUAUUUCACAAAAGGAUAUACACUGAUUGCUUCGUUAUGAUAAGGCGGAACCCCGGCAAUAUAAAUUGCAUGCACAAGCCUGUAGUGCCUUGUUGCCUGAUUCCCCGUCAUAUCUGCAUCAUAUUGUUUAUAUCUGCAUCAUAUUGUUUGUUAAUCAUCGCAAUAGUCCAGUUUCGCGAAUUAAAAAAUUACCACUGAAUAUAAACAUUAACGACACAUUCAUACAGGGUUAGCCUCGACGUAAAGUAAAAUAUUCAGGAAUUCUGGCAAGUAAGUGUCUGAAAUUCGAAUAUACACAAUACUGAUAGACAGAGUAAUAAACGCGUCUUUUUCUCGUUGGAAUUUGUGAAUAUAUUACUUCAGAUUGAGGCUAAGGCUGUAAAAAAUGCGUCUUCACUUCUUUAAUUCAGCGGUCAUAGCGAACUCGAAAAAUGGGCUAUUUUGCUAGUUAGUUCGUGUACUUCUCCUUAGUCGGGCUGAAAACAAUAUUUUCAUUGGAGCCAAAAACUCUGCUCCAAUUACAAACUCUUUCUCAGUAAAUUAUUCGAAAAACAUGUGUUACCAUUAAUCUGCCAACAGGUAUUAGUUGCUAACUCCUGGACAUUAUCUCCAGAUAUAUUUGGCAGUUUCUAACCUUUUUUAUUGUUCUCUAACAGCUAAUAAAGAGACAGCUUUUAUUCACGCCAUUAGCACCGCGGCCAUCAUCUACGAGAUCAUAACUCAGUGUAGACUAAACAAAAUACCUGGAUGUGGCUGCGCGGACGUUAAAAAGCAGCGGGAAGGCAAUGGCGACUGGCAGUGGGGCGGAUGCAGUGAUAACAUAAGGUUCGGUGAAAAGGAGACCAGGCAUUUUAUCAACAGACUUGAAACCGGAAAUGACGCCAGAACAGCUUUUAACUUACACAACAAUGAAGUUGGAAGAAAGGUACAUUUGUCAUCUAGUAAUUGUUUAACUAUUCGCAGGGGCGGAUCUAGGGCGAGGGUGCAGGGGGUGCGCACCCUCCCCCUCCUGGGAUGACCUGCGGUUUUCUAAUACAACUGGUAUUCUGCAAAAAAAAAAAACUAUGUGGUUUUUUGGUGUUGAAGUAGAGCAAGAGACGAGUGCACCCCCUCCUAAAAAAAAUCCUGGAUCCGCCCCUGAUUCGAACCAGUCAUAACAUUUGUUCCUCGGUAGUUCCAGGAUAUGGGAAAAAUUUUGUUUCUAGGAGAUAUUCAUCAAAUAGUAGUUUUUAUCCAUUAAGCGGUAUUUUUGCAAUUCUUCUUGUCGCCUUUUUUAUUUAUUUCGUGACAAAUUAAAAAAGCUGAGCGACCAACCCGCCGUCUGUCCCUUUUUUGUAGAUUAUCAGCAGAAGUGACGCCAACUGUACUAUUAUCAGAAAAAUCUUCCAAAUUUGUAAACCUUGAAGUGUUUUUCGGGGGAUGGAUUCAAUGUGUCUUUCAGUACUUUUCAAAAGCACAAAACCUAAUAGUUUCUUUGUCGCCUUAUGUUAGGGAAUGCAGAUUCGAGAAUCCGGGAAAUUCUUGCUUGUGGUAUCCGGAAUCCAUGAAAUUUUUACUUGUGGAAUUUGGAAUCCUGGGCUUUGGGAUCCGGAAUACAGCUCCAGGAAUUCGGAAUCUCACUAAUGAUUAAAAUCCGGAAUCCACAAUAUGGAAUCCAGAAUCCAAAACUGUCUUGGAUUCCUUUGCAUGGGGCGAUUCUUUUACCCCUCGCAGGCGUUUUUAGGGGAGCUCGUUUUUCAUCCCUCCCCACAAACGCCUGCUCAACCGAAAACAACAUUCCUUUCCCACUGUUUUAUUUGCGUGGUAAGCGACCAAUCAAUAGUAGUGCAAUGAAGUGUUGACAGGCUAAACUCGACUAAAACGUGACCCUAGAGUUACCAUUUUCGCUCUUUUCUUUCCUUCGCUAAGGUUAUGCAGUGCAUGGAGUAUUCUAAAAUAUGACUAAAUCUUAUUUUUGCCGCUCUGAAUCUAACAUUUAUUAGAGGUCAAAAAGCUUUCCCAGUGUUUCAUGCAGAUCGAGUCAUUAUCAGAUUACCUUGAGGUCAAGGUUAACUUUGCAGAAUUUGGAAAGUACAAUGUGAAAGGGAAAGGAAUGCUGUCUUCGGUUGAGCGGGCGUUUGUGGGGAGGGAUGAAAAACGAGCUCCCCUAAAAACGCCUGCGUGGGAGGCUACGAUUCUUUGUGAGGGAAAUAUAAAGACACAAACAACGUAACUUCGGCUUCUCGAAGUUAUACAUUUCUUGAACUGAAAACGAAAAUGCUCACUUUCUCACCUCAUCCUGUGUAAAUCAUCCUCACCACAGUCCUCCAUGGUUGUUUUUAUUUACCCAAAACUGUUGGUUCUUAGGACAGAGCAACAUUUAAGGGGUGGGAGGGUAGGGACGACUUUGUUGUGGUUUGAUUACAGGGUAGUAUCGCGUAUAGAUGGAAGACUCUCGAGAGUUUUGUGGGAAGUGGAAUAUGCCUAUAUCAGAACAGCUAAGUGCUCUCCCAUGAUGGAAAUUAUCGGUGUUAAAACCAGUGUGAUCUUUUUGUCGUUGUUUUUUUUUUUCACAAGGUUUUUUUUUGCUUUCAAUAACAGGUUGUUCGUUUAAGUCUUAAAAGGGAAUGCAAAUGUCACGGCGUCACUGGAAGCUGCAAUUUGAAAACUUGCUGGAGGCAACUGACGCCCCUUGACGUCAUCGCAUUAAAUUAAACACGAUACGGAUUGGGAGAAUUCGAGACAGUUAUGCAAACUCGACGAAGUCGGUACCAUUAUGGCGCGCACACAGCGAAAGAUCGUGAUGUCACAACUGUGUUUACAUACUCCGAUGAAAGCGCGUCUCUCGGCCAAUAAGAACGCGCGUACCAUCUUAGCUAUUUCACAAAAGGAUAUACACUGAUUGCUUCGUUAUGAUAAGGCGGAACCCCGGCAAUAUAAAUUGCAUGCACAAGCCUGUAGUGCCUUGUUGCCUGAUUCCCCGUCAUAUCUGCAUCAUAUUGUUUAUAUCUGCAUCAUAUUGUUUGUUAAUCAUCGCAAUAGUCCAGUUUCGCGAAUUAAAAAAUUACCACUGAAUAUAAACAUUAACGACACAUUCAUACAGGGUUAGCCUCGACGUAAAGUAAAAUAUUCAGGAAUUCUGGCAAGUAAGUGUCUGAAAUUCGAAUAUACACAAUACUGAUAGACAGAGUAAUAAACGCGUCUUUUUCUCGUUGGAAUUUGUGAAUAUAUUACUUCAGAUUGAGGCUAAGGCUGUAAAAAAUGCGUCUUCACUUCUUUAAUUCAGCGGUCAUAGCGAACUCGAAAAAUGGGCUAUUUUGCUAGUUAGUUCGUGUACUUCUCCUUAGUCGGGCUGAAAACAAUAUUUUCAUUGGAGCCAAAAACUCUGCUCCAAUUACAAACUCUUUCUCAGUAAAUUAUUCGAAAAACAUGUGUUACCAUUAAUCUGCCAACAGGUAUUAGUUGCUAACUCCUGGACAUUAUCUCCAGAUAUAUUUGGCAGUUUCUAACCUUUUUUAUUGUUCUCUAACAGCUAAUAAAGAGACAGCUUUUAUUCACGCCAUUAGCACCGCGGCCAUCAUCUACGAGAUCAUAACUCAGUGUAGACUAAACAAAAUACCUGGAUGUGGCUGCGCGGACGUUAAAAAGCAGCGGGAAGGCAAUGGCGACUGGCAGUGGGGCGGAUGCAGUGAUAACAUAAGGUUCGGUGAAAAGGAGACCAGGCAUUUUAUCAACAGACUUGAAACUGGAAUUGACGCCAGAACAGCUUUUAACUUGCACAACAAUGAAGUUGGAAGAAAGGUACAUUUGUCAUCUAGUAAUUGUUUAACUAUUCUAACCAGUCAUAACAUUUGUUCCUCGGUAGUACCGGGACAUGGGAAAAAUUUUGUUUCUAGGAGAUAUUCGUCAAAUAGUGGUUUUUAUCCAUUAAGCGGUAUUUUUGCAACUCUUCUUUUCGCUUUUUUUAGGUAAUAGUUUAGCUAUUUCGUCUUUACAUAGCGGGUUAAAUCUUCCUUCAUUUUCUCCAAUCUGACAAAUUAAAAAGGCUGAGCGACCAACCCGCCGUCUGUCCCUUUUUUGUAGAUUAUCAGCAGAAGUGACGCCAACUGUACUAUUAUCAGAAAAAUCUUCCAAAUUUGUAAACCUUUCAACUGUUUUCCGGGGGAUGGAUUCAAUCCGUCGUUCAGUACUUUUCAAAAGCACAGAAUCCGGGAAAUUCUUCCUUGUGGUAUCCGGAAUCCAUGAAAUUUUUACUUGUGGAAUUUGGAAUCCUGGGCUUUGGGAUCCGGAAUACAGCUCCAGGAAUUCGGAAUCCCACCAAGGAUUGGAAUCUGAAAUCAAUUACCUGGAAUCCGGAAUCCACAACAUGGAAUCCAGAAACCAAAACUGUCUUCGAUUCCUUUGCAUGGGGCGAUUCUUUUAGCCUCCCUCGCAGGCAUUAUUAGGGGAGCUCGUUUUUUAUUCCUCCCCACAAACGCCUGCUCAACCGAAAACAACAUUCCUUUCCCACUGUUUUAUUUGUGUGGUAAGUGACCAAUCAACAGUUGUGCAAUGAAGUGUUGACAGGCUAAACUCGACUAAGACGUGACCCUAGAGUUACCGUUUUCGUUCUUAUCUUUCCUUCGCUAAGGUUAUGCAAUGCAUGGAGUAUUCUAAAAUUUGACUAAAUCUUAUUUUUGCCGUGAUGAAUCUAACAUUUAUUAGAGGUCAGAAAGCUUUCCCAGCGUUUCAUGCAGAUCGAGUCAUUAUCAGAAUACCUUGCGGUCAAGGUUAACUUUCCAGAAUUUGGAAAGUACAAUGUCAAAGGGAAAGGAAUGCUGUCUUCGGUUGAGCGGGCGUUUGUGGGGAGAAAUGAAAAACGAGCAACCCUAAAAACGCCUGCGUGGGAGGCUACGAUUCUUUGUGAGGGACAUAUAAAGACACAAACAACGUAACUUCGGCUUCUCGAAGGUAUACUUUUCUUGAACUGAAAAUGAAAAUGCUCACUUUCUCACCUCAUCCUGUGUAAAUCUUCCUCACCACAGUCCUCCAUGGUUGUUUUUAUUUACCCAAAACUGUUGGUUCUUAGGACAGAGCAACAUUAAUUAAAUGGGUGGGUGGGUAGGAACGACUUGUUGUGGUUUGAUUACAGGGUAGUAUCGCGUAUAGAUGGAAGACUCUCGAGAGUUUUGUGGGAAAUGGAAUAUGCCUAUAUCAGAACAGCUAAGUGCUCUCCCAUGAUGGAAAUUAUCAGUGUUAAAACCAGUGUGAUCUUUUUGUCGUUGUUUUUUUUUCACGAGGUUUUUUUUUGCUUUCAAUAACAGGUUGUUCGUUUAAGUCUUAAAAGGGAAUGCAAAUGUCACGGCGUCACUGGAAGCUGCAAUUUGAAAACUUGCUGGAGGCAACUGACGCCCCUUGACGUCAUCGCAUCAAAACUGAAGCUGAAAUACCGCAAUGCGGUACGCGUUGUAUUUGUUGACAAUAAGCUUCAAGAGAAGGUCAGGAGCAAAUUAACAUCGAGAAUGGACAAAAAGCUUGUAUAUCUCGAAGAAUCCCCAGACUACUGUAAACCAAACAAAAUCACUGGUUCUCCAGGAAUGCUGGGAAGAACAUGCAGCAGCGAAGACGUAACAACGAACAGAUGCAAAACACUAUGUCAGUCGUGUGAGCUGAAACCCGUAACCGUGCAACGUUCCAAGACAUUCGACUGCAGAUGUCAUUUCUUGUGGUGCUGUAGCAUCAAAUGCGAGUUAUGCACCAGAAAGUAUGCGGAAACGACCUGCACCUCAAGGGGAAAAAAAACCAAAAGAGUUUCGAAAGACCUUUAACUAAGGCAGAAAGUGGGUUGUAAAACAGCACUUAUCCAGCCACUGGUCAAACUAUAUUCUCGAACUGGUUGAAAUGAUGAAAAAAGUAAUAGCGUCCCCAAAGAAGUUCCAUAAUGCAAUUCGAGACCACACAAGCCUAUUCUCACGUUCAGUCUCAAAAUCUCCGUGAUAACGCAUUCCGUGAUAACGAAGGAUUUCUUCAGUCCUAAAACACACUUCCAGAGGGAGUUCAAAUUCUCCUUAUAGCUUCUCGCCAUGGAAACGGGAUGAGCUUCGGCCUGGCUUGAAAAACGAUUAUAUCUCUACCAUUUAUUAACAUGUAAAUUUGGUCGAAUUUAGCAGUUAAACGACUUUGUUUAUCUACUACCAUGCCACCUGAUGAGGACCCUUUAGUGCUCGACAAAAAAAGAAGAGGGGGAACUUUAUCGCUCCACUCAUUCCCAUUGCUAUUCAAUUAUCACCAACAUGCAUUCGGAAAAGUUUUGUGGCGGCCAGAGUCAUUAUAAUUUAUAGGGGAGUACCGUAAUUAAACAGGGGCACCCAACGAGAAUAUAGCUCAAAACCACUUAAACAUAGCAUUGUUAAACGUAUUUUAGUAUUUAAACGGUAGAUAUAGGCAUAUUUUUAUCCCCUAAAAAUUUUUGAUCUGUUCGGAUUUCCUAGCUGAAAGUCUAGUGAUUCGAAAAUUAUAGGGAUCAAAACUUACCUUUUCGAAAAUUUUAGCCAGAAAAAAGGCUUCCGAAAAUUGUAGGUGACCUUUUUAGGAUAAAAAUCCGUUAAAAAUGGGCAGUUAUACCAUUUUUUAGAUGUUCGAAAAUCCUAGGAGAGGCAGACAAGCAAGAAAUUUUGGCCAAAAAUGUUCCGAAAAUUCUAGAUCUGAAAUCGUCUUCCGAACAGAUAUUUUCCGCAAAUUGUCUUUGGGUGCCCCUGAUUAAAUGAUCUAAUAGACACCUCUUCUCAAAUAAAGGUCUUACGCUUUCAAGUUUCUAGUAGAUGCCCCUCUCUAAUAAUCCCCGCCCCCUCUGUGUUAAUGGCAAGUACCCCAAAAUACUAGGAAAUAGCAAACAAGUAAAAUCCUUCCAUUUGUUCAGUUUCUUGCUUGAUAAACAAACGUUUGCGUAUUGCAUCCUCUUCGUGUCAAGUUUAAAGUAAAGUUACCAAGCAACAAAUUUAAUUUGCGAAAUCCUAAUAUUUCCUAAAACUGAAACACAAGAUCAGCUUUUUUUUAAGGUUUCGCUAGAAGUAAGAACAAAAACCUUCAAUUAAGGGGCAAGACGGGUACUGUCCUAUUAAUGCUGAGAUGAAGGCAAUUGAUAGUCUAUUGGAUUUAGAGAAUUUUGUUAUAGUUAUGAUUAAAUUUGAAUUAAUAUCAUCAGGGGAUAUCAUAUUGAAUUAUAAGGUUAAGCGGACAAACAAAACAGAAAUUUCUAUGCAUAGUUCCUAUACUACUUUUAAGUUCUGUUUACUCCUUUUUUCAAUAAAACUGAAAUGUCCUGGGGUCGGUUACUUAACAGAAAAUCGAAAGUG
Messenger RNA from Porites evermanni, 15392 nucleotides. The record is from the annotation of a GenBank genome assembly. NCBI's taxonomy places the organism in Eukaryota, Metazoa, Cnidaria, Anthozoa, Scleractinia, Poritidae.